Pararge aegeria (speckled wood butterfly) is the source of this 1633-nucleotide messenger RNA. RefSeq names its product pyridine nucleotide-disulfide oxidoreductase domain-containing protein 1 (gene Pyroxd1). Lineage: Eukaryota; Metazoa; Arthropoda; Insecta; Lepidoptera; Nymphalidae. The coding region runs from base 188 to 1603 and encodes 471 amino acids. The record is from RefSeq and is a predicted model, not a curated record. The transcript has a single exon. Gene Ontology annotation, molecular function: oxidoreductase activity.
UGUUUCGUGUACAACUAUUGUGAACUCCAGUAUAUGUUCGAGAUUCGAGGCUUCGAGGGUUAAUAAGAUGGUAGAAGAUUUCUUUACUCAGUGAAAAAUAAAAUAUCUAAUAUGAAUUGAUUCUUUUUCGUGAUUUAAAAAGCAAGUAAAUCAUUCUAAAAAGAAAUUAUCACAUUAGCCUUUCGUAAUGUCUGAAAUAACAACUAAAUACCUGGUUGUCGGUGGUGGAAUAGCCGGUGUGACCUGUGUGGAGACUUUAUCGAUUUUGCACCCUGAAGAAAAACUUGUCGUGAUUACUGCGUCAUCAUUGGUAAAGAAUGUAAGCAAUGUUAAAUUCUAUGCUAAAACUAUAGUAAAAUUUGAUGUUAAAGAUACUGAAGCUAGUUCAUUGCUCAGAAUACAUCCAAACCUUGAAAUUAUCUAUGAUUCUUUGAAGUAUUUGAAUACAAAAAAUAAAAUAGCGGCCACUGAAGAAGGAACUGUUAUAAAAUAUGAUGUUGUUUGCAUUUGUACUGGCGGAAUUCCGAAACUUAUUUCUGAUUCAAAUAAAUGUCAAAGAAUAUUAGGUAUUAGAGAUACAGAAUCAGUUAAAGAGUUUCAAGACAAAUUAAAGAAUGGACGUAAAAUGCUUAUCGUUGGUAACGGAGGUAUUGCAUCAGAAAUUGUGCAUGCCACUAAGGGUAUACAGAAGGUAUGGGUAGUCAGAGAUGAUUACAUAUCUGCAACGUUUGUUGAUCCAGGGGCUGCGGAAUUCUUCCAGGAGUCAUUUAAAAAGAAAUCAAAAGAUCAAUCCGAUACUACUACAAUAAGAAGACACAUUUUUACUGAAGAGGAUACUGUUGUUUCAAUUAAUAAAAAUUUAAAAUCAGCAGCCUUAGGUCCGGACUGGUACAGAAAGCUAGAAAAUAAAAAAAGUGAGAGUGGGGAACAUGAACUUGAAAUCAUUUACAAAGUUGAGGUUGAAUCAGUUGCGGAGACAGAAAACAAGGAAUAUGCUUUAGAGGUAAAAUUAACAAAUGGGAAGACUAUUGAGUGUGAUUUUGUUAUAUCAGCCACUGGAGUCGAACCUGCAGUUAACUUUUCUUGGGACCAAUUACCAAGAAGAGGUGACGAUGGUGGGUUAGCUGUAAAUGAACUCCAGGAAACUUCGAUAAAAGAUGUUUUUGCAGCAGGUGAUGUGGCAUGUGCUUCCUGGCAACAUUCCCCUCACUGGUUUCAAUUGCGACUGUGGACACAAGCCCGGCAAAUGGGAGCAAUGGCAGCCAAAGCAAUGCAUGCAAGGAUAAUAAAUGAAGAUGUAUCACAAGAUUUCUGUUUUGAAUUGUUUACACAUUGUACUAGUCUUUUUGGUUACAGAGUUGUGUUGUUGGGAAAGUAUAAUGGUCAAGGAUUGGGAGAUUAUAAUAUUCUUUUACGUACUACUCCUAAUGAAGAAUACAUUAAGUGUGUACAAAAAGAUGGAAAGUUACAAGGAGUGAUACUGAUAGGAGAGACUGGUGUGGAGGAAAUGUGUGAAAAUUUGAUUCUCAAUCAAACUGUACUGACACCAUUUGGAGAUGACCUACUGAAUCCAGACAUAGAUAUUGAAGAUUUUUUUGAUUAAAAUUAUUAAAUAUAGACAAUAUAAUAAGUA